Messenger RNA from Trypanosoma brucei brucei TREU927, 1626 nucleotides. Its product is annotated as aspartyl-tRNA synthetase, putative. The transcript has a single exon. Gene Ontology annotation, cellular component: cytosol; cytoplasm; aminoacyl-tRNA synthetase multienzyme complex. Gene Ontology annotation, molecular function: ATP binding; aspartate-tRNA ligase activity; RNA binding. Bases 1 to 1626 code for a protein of 541 amino acids. Gene Ontology annotation, biological process: aspartyl-tRNA aminoacylation. Lineage: Eukaryota; Euglenozoa; Kinetoplastea; Trypanosomatida; Trypanosomatidae. The record is from RefSeq and is a predicted model, not a curated record.
AUGUAUCGUUUCUGGCCGAGCUUCUCGCCGUUUCCAACUUUGAAACUCCUCAACAUCCAUCGCUGGUGUUGCAGCGCUACAGGAAAGCCACCCAUGGUGGGUGUUGCUGCCAUACAGCGCGGCGCGUUACAAUCAGCGGCAUCGGCAAGGGUUCGCGGUCGUGUGGAGAAUUUUCGUGUCCGCGGCAAGCUGGCUUUCAUUCAACUCCGCCAACCACCAUCGCACUCCAUUCAAGUUGUAGCUGCUGGGGCUGAAAUCUCACACAAGGUGAAGGAACUUACGCCUGAGUCUAUUGUUGAUGUUAUUGGUGUAAUCAAACCUACUGAGCGACCCGUGACAUCCGUCAGUUGCUCGAACUAUGAACUGCAUGCGACAUCUAUAGAAGUUGUGAGCAAGGCAGCUGUACCGCUUCCUUUUCCGCUUCACGACCAGAACGCGAAGCUGGACACGCGCCUGAACAACCGAUACAUCGACAUGCGAACACCGUUGGCGGUUGCUAUGAUACGUCUGGUUUCAGCCGCUGCGCAGAGCUUCCGCACGCAGCUUUUGUCCCGCGACUUUGUGGAACUUCACACGCCAAAGAUCAUAGGCACAGCAUCAGAGGGUGGUAGUGCGCUCUUCUCACUGGAUUACUUUGGUCGUCAAGCCUUCUUGGCGCAGUCGCCUCAGUUGUACAAGCAAAUGGCAAUAAUGGGUGAUGGUAUGCGAGUGUUCGAAAUUGGGCCCGUUUUCCGCGCGGAGAAGAGUCUUACGCAUCGUCAUCUCACGGAGUUCACAGGACUGGAUGCUGAAUUUACAGUCGACGAAUUCUAUACUGAGUUGUUGGAUGUGCUAGAGUCAAUAUUAUGCGGCAUGAUUUGGAAACUUCAGACAGAAAACGCCGAGUGGAUCAGCCAGGCACGAGCGGCAUUAAUGGAGUUGGACAGUACUGAGGACUGCGGCACUGUGGUGCCUCGUCGUGAAGAUAUAGUAUGCGAGGUAGCGGAGGAGAUAAUUGCCAUGUACAAUAUACGUUUUGAUGACGCGGCGAGCCGAAUAGCACCUUCCGUGCCGACUGAACCCUCGGAGGAUCGCUAUCAUGCGCGUAUCGGUACAAGCGGGCCAAAGGUGCUGCGUAUGACAUUCAGGGAUGCACUGCAACUCAUCCGGGAUAACGAUCAUCAACACGCUGGAAGGCAACAAGAGGUCGUGGGGGAAAGUGACGAAGAGGUUGUGGUCGACUUCAACCUCAACCAGGAGCGGGCACUCGGGGAGUUGAUUCGGUUACGCUACGGCGUCGAUUUGUACGUUGUGGAUCAAUUCCCACUGGCUGCACGACCCUUUUACACGAUGCCACACCCGAGUGAAGAGGGUGUAGCCUGUGGCUUCGAUAUGUAUUUGCGUGGAGAGGAAAUUUGUAGCGGCGGGCAGCGGAUACACGACGUGGCGCAGCUCAUUCAUAGCAUGGAGCAGCGGCGAAUGGAAGCAGCACAUAUGAGGGACUACGUGGACUCAUUCCGGUACGGUGCGUGGCCACACGGUGGCUUCGGCCUCGGACUUGAACGUAUCGUGCUUUUUCUCUUGGGUGCGCGUGACAUCAGGCGUGUUUCACUAUUUCCCCGUGAUCCGAGGCGGUUGGCGCCAUGA